Molecule: messenger RNA, 4656 nt
Organism: Acytostelium subglobosum LB1
Lineage: Eukaryota; Evosea; Eumycetozoa; Acytosteliales; Acytosteliaceae
Exons: 4
Coding region: 1-4656 (1551 amino acids)
Biological process (GO): sexual reproduction
Source: RefSeq, a predicted model, not a curated record
AUGAUUGUUAAAACAACAACUACCUUAUUGGUAUUGUUGUUUGUUUGCAUUUGUAUCAACAGCAACCGCAAUACAGUAUUGGUCAAUGCAUGGGGCAAUGGAGGUCCCCCAAACCCUAUUCAACCUACAGGCUCAGUACCAUACUUUGAUUACAAGGGACAUCAUUAUGAGGUCAUUCCUGAAAGCCAGGCCACCAUCACCAACGUCGAUUCGUUCAAUCCGCCCCACAGCGAUUCCAUGAACAGAAAGAGAUACCUUCUCACAUUGGAGACAUAUGAUGAGUACAUGUUUGUGGUCAAUUGGGUCAAGGCCAUGUCAUCAUCAUUUCUUGUGGCGCCAACCUUUUGGCUUGGUACCAUGACUACCGACAAUAUCUCUUGGUGGUGGGCAAGCGGACACACACGUGGCGCACCAUUCUAUCAAGACUUCCCCGAGCGCUGCUACCAGUACUGUCCCAACAUCACGUUGUCCUCGGAUGCAGGCGCAAUCUCCAACUUCUACUUCAACAUGAACGAACCAAGCGUGUGGUUGCAGGCCACCCAAUCAUCGCUCAACUAUGUCAUCUGGGAGUAUGGUGGCAAUGACCCCGAGGACAUCACUGUGUCUCGCGAGGAGAUGGGCAACACAUUUAUCAGGUUUGGCAACUUCCUCUCCAACUACCAGGCCAAUCUCUCUGUCGAUGGGGUUCCAUCAGUCGCAUGCACACUGUCACCGUAUACUAGCGAUGCUCGCUACAACUACAAGUGUGAUUUUAUGGCCGUCGUUUCACCCUCCGCUUCGCUCUCUGGCGUCGGCGUCACACUCAAGGUGUUCAACAGCACACAGUCCACGACAUAUCAGAUCACCUUUAACACUCCAUGGGUGGCAGCGAUCAAGGGCAACUCGUCCAACACAUUCUUCUAUGGCAUGGGUCUCAGGUAUCUAAUGACAAACGCCACCGUCCAGACACCGACGACGACAUUUACUAUCUCGUCUGGUAACUAUCCCAUGCCCAACACUCUUGGAUACGAUGUCUUCAUCACCAACUUUGGUCAAGCCGACAUCAAGUAUCAACCAUUGCACAUCACAGACAUUACAAACAGGUUCUACUCUACUCAAAACAGGCCCACACUAUUCGAGGAUACAACAGGACUCUUGCAUCAAUUCCAUGGAAGGCAAGUGACACACAGCCAAGCUAAGAGCAUGCUGAUACAGACUUCAGUGUUUGGAUCAGAGUUCCAGUUGUUUGGAGUGAUCACUCCAGUAUUGAUCACAAACUUUAUACCAAUGUUCUUUCCCGCCACCGCGGACAGGAAUGCUUGGACCGGUAUCACAAGAACGAACAACGUACUCUAUUAUAACGGCCAGGUUAUUGCCUCACCGGGCGCACCAGCCAACGGCGACGCACCCCUCUACUAUCACUCCAAGGCUGACCUCUCCAACAAUGACUACUUGGUCAGCACUAACGGCGACCCCAAUCAAAAGUUUGGCUUCUUUGCUACAGCUGGCCUGCCUAGUGCCACUGCGAUUCCCACUGUUAUAGUAACAUCAACUACUCCUCCCCAGGUCAAGGUGAGCUCCACCGUCAGCUUCCUUAUGCCCUUCUCCGAGUUGAAUGCUUACGUCAUGAAGGGCAACCAACCCGAGGGCUGGCAGCCAUGUCCAUCGGCCUAUAUCAAGGACACCACCAUAGCUCUGGUGAACCUACCACCAGGAUCCACUGGAGACUACAACUUCCGUCUAAAUGUUACCAAUGGCCAAGUUACCAAGACCUACACCUCCACCGUCUCUCUGCCAUUAACCGCGAUACCAAUGAUCACAGACAUACAAAUGGCAAUUGGAUCAGGUAGUCAGAUAACAUUGUUUGGCGAUUUCUCUGGAAGGAGUGUUAUUAGUGUCAACAUUCCUACGAUCAAUUGCUUGGGAGGCUUUGACAACAAGAUAUCAUACAUUCUCUGCACCAAUCCAUCACCAAUCCCUUAUGGAACCUUCUCUGUGACCAUCGACCUCACCGGAGCAGCCGGUGGAGCCUCACAGACCACCAUGGCCUACUUGUGGAAUUCUCCCAAGAUCAGUCUGGCCCAGAUGGUACUUGGUGCGCGCCAACCACUGGAGGGUGGCCCGGUCCAGAUCCAGGGCUCAGGCUUCAUUAUAGGAGUCACAACUGUCACACUCAAGAACUCGAUCAGUCAAGUGGAGUGCACGAACGUCGUCGUUCUCGAUAUCAACCACCUCAAUUGCACUGCCGGACAGCCGGUGCUCAGCUCCAACAUGGCCUUCGAAGUCAAAGUCUACAACGACCCCAAAGAUGUCUUUGGCUCACAAUGGACCACCGUAACAUACUAUGGCAUCGUCUUGGACAAGCCAUCAUUCAAACAGUCUGGCUCCAGCGGCGCCAUCACCGGCCAGAACUUUGAUCUGUACUCCCCGAGUUGGUCCAUCAAGCUCGGUGGUUCCGCGGCAACAAACAUCGUCUGCACGGCCAUAAGGUGCACAUUCGAUCUCAACUCAGCCAUGCUCAGUGGCCAGCUCCAGAUCCUCUCCCGACUAAACUUGGCCACGGCUGCCGAGACAGUGGUGCUCACCCCCUUGAUCGAGACGGGACCCACCGGCCUCCUGAACCCUGGCGCAAAGUCAUCGAUUGUUGGCAUGUUCUUCAACACAUUCCAGAACCUGAGGAUUAACAUCAGCAACAGCCUCGUCAAUGUUGACUCGUGGACUGGCGUCACGUCCAAGACGCUGACCUUCAAUCCACCCAAUAUCCUCGGCGCCAACCUCGCCCUCACGAUCGUGAGCACAUAUAACGACGUUGUAGCCAGCUCUUUGCCUGUGACCGUUUCGUACCCGGCACCCAUCGUCGACACUAUUGUGACCAACUCCUUUAGCAACGGUUCGGUGUCCAUUUCAAUCUCAGGCAAAUUCUUGGCCACGCCCACCAACCUUCCAUCCCUCAGCACCGUGUCAACUGUGACGCCAAUCACCACCUGGUCUACACUCAGCUACUCCACGGUUACCGCGAUGCUCAGUGGCGUCGACAUUCGCUCAACUGAAAAUGUCAUCUACACUGUCGCCGGCCAACAGUACCAUGGCUCUGCCAUGAUCAUCAGGCCAGUCAUUAUCACUCGACCAGAAAUCCCCAUCCAAGGUGGAAACAUCACAAUCAUUGGAUACAACAUAGCCAUGACCAACUUUGACGGCCUUCCCAUCCUCACCGUCACGAUCAACGACACGGCGUGCGCCAACCCCUUGGUCAACACACUUGGCGGCAACAAAUUCCGCAUGGUCUGUGUCGCACCUCCAGGCCGCGGCAGCGCCAUUCUCAAGAUGACCACUGUCCAGAGCAGCGUCGUAACCGCCACCCUGCAGUACAUGAUGCCCACAAUUGACUCUGUCUCGUCUACAUACUUUGGCGAGCCUGCGCCCGUCACUAUAUAUGGUCGCUACUUCAAUCUGUUCAAUAUGAGCGUGACCAUUGGUGGAUCGCCCUGCACCAACCCAACCCCGGCUCUGAACGGCACACUGAUGACUUGCGACUUCAAGUCGGACGUGAAGUACAAUGACGACGUCACUCACACACUCUCGGUAAAUGCGACAUUCGACAACACAACAGUGUCGAGAGAUGCCUUCAUCUACCUGUUCAGGAGCUCUCCCUGUCCCGCGUGCGGCCAACACGGUUCAUGCAACACUGGUACUGGCGUAUGCGACUGCAGCACUGGCUGGACCGGCAUUGACUGCAGCCAACAGCUGGCCGUUGGUGGCGAGACCAGUGACCCACCCAAGCUCCCCGACAACAACAAACCCUCAGAGGUCAAGCUCGGCUCAGUCAGCAAGAAGGUUGAGUUCAACGUAAGUAUGACAGAGAUUCGCGAGGUCUCUCCCGCGGGUGCCAUCAUCAAACAGCGCUUCAUCAAGGACAUCGCCUGGACCAACGCGGAGCCCGGAGCUGAUGGCAGUAACGACACAUCGAUCACAACAUACUUGGGCACGUACAGCGACGACGCCAAGUUUGUGCUCACGGUCGACACGCAGAUCUUCACGGAGGAGAGCACGUACAACUUUGCCGGCGACAAUUUCAAGGUGCCCGCCAACUCGAUCAAGUACACCAUCCAUCUGGAUCAAUGGACGUUCAACGACAAACUCAACUCGCUGCGCGUUUUCUUCCUGGCGCAGGCAGGCAGUGGCGCCAAUGGAUGUGAGCAGGCCAAGCUGGCCGGCCAGGUGAGCAACUCUCAAUCAUCGCUGCGUUCGAUGGAGAUCGUGCAGGGAUCGGGCAUGCUCAAGGCCUACUACUCGGACAGAAUGAUCAUUGAUGGUCGUGUGACACAUAGUACAGUGGAGCUGGUUGACGAGAGUGAUCAGUCGAUGGUGGAGCUGAAGCGUGCCAACCCUGACACACUGAGCGUGCUGACGUCCAUCACUGUCAACAACUUUGGCAGCUCGGCCAAGAUCGAUCCCAACUUUGGUUCUCUGCUCAUUCAAUCGGAUGGCAAGGACAAUGGCGCCUGUGGCAACAAGGAUGAGGCCAAGUGGCGCAUACCAGUCAUCGUGGUGACAGUGGUAGUUGGAUCAGUUGCCAUCCUAGUUGGCGUCGGUAUCGUUGUAGCCAAGAAGAACUCGCUGCGGUUAAAGAUACUACGCAGGGAUUUCUCAAUCAAGAUGCGCAGAAAUAAGGAUUAA